AUGGCCGUCUCCCUCUCCGACGGGCUGUGCCGCCAUCCUCUCCCACGGCUCUCCUCUCCAAAAGCCAUAACCGUAACCUCUCUCUCUCUCUCUCUCUCUCUCUCUCUCUAUCUAUCUAUCUAUCUAUCUAUCCAUCUAUCUAUCUAUCUAUCUUCCCGUAAAUGGCGAGAUGACGGGGAAGGAGCGGUUCCUGAUGCCUCCUUGUUCUCCUUCGAAUGUUUUCCUUGUUGCAGGGGAUAACGGGGAACCCAUCGCGUCUCGUCGUUGUCUCUGCAAGGGCGAGGGUGGAAUUCCUCGUCUCCCGUGUCCUCGUUCUGUCUUCUUCUUCUUUCCUUCUUGACGGGUCGUCCGGAUAAGAUGAUUAUAUUUCUUUUGCACAGGAAGCUCCGGGGAGCGGUGGGAAUGAGAGGAGAGUGUGGAGACGUCGGAAACUGGUGCGGAUAUUUUUCUCAGUAAUCUCUCAUUCUGUGUCAUUUCGAUUGAUUUCGAAAGGGAUGUGAUGCCAAAUAUAAUACCCAGAUGGAUUUACAUCUCGUAGCUUGAUUUUCUCCCCUCAAAGUGGCCAUUUAUGAUGUAUCGCAUCGAUUGAGACCAUAUCCUCUUGUUUUUAUAGAGUUUUGGGUCUCUGUAGUUAGGGAAGAAAUAUGAUGCGCUCUUGAUUUAUCCGAUUUCAAUCGCCUAUGAUUCUAUGAUUCUCGCGCUGAGUUGCCAAAAUCUGCUUCUUUUUCAAGUUAUUAUCUCUGAUCCAUCCAAAAACUGAGCUGUGUUCUUGAUCUACAGAGCAGUUGCUGCUGCAGUCCAAGAUCAAGCAACUGACGAUGAUUAAAAAAAGGAAACUCAUCUGAUCUCAUGACCGAAUCAGCCCUUUGUACCAUCUGAUCACUUGGGGUUUUGUUGCAUGAGGAGGCACAGAGAGGCUGCCACUCACUCGACGAAUUAAAAAAUGAUUAAUUUGAUUAAUUAGGGUCGUAAUUCCCUGAAUCAAUUUUAUCGCCGAUCUUGGAUGAGAUCGGGCAUCUCUCAAGCUGAGCCUGAUCUCUUGCUGUUCUUGAUUCGAUUAGCUUGCCCGAACUGCAAGAAUGGGGGAUGAACUCUCUUGAGUGAUCAAAAGGUUUUGAAAGACAACAUUGGAUCUUGAACAGGAUUCGCACUGUGACCCGAGAUUGAUUUCAUCCCAUCUCGUUUUUUUUUUUCUUUUUUUGGUGUUGAUUGGGAAAUAGAUGUCGAUUGAGUUGGUGGGUUUCUGGGAAUCAAACGCAGAUUUCCUUCUUGGGAAAUUUCUGCGAGAAUCUAGAAUGAAACCCACCAAAAUCUCAAAUAUUUUGCUGUGGAUUGAAAAAAAAAAAAAAAAAAGGUCUUUGAGUCAGAUUUCUUCGAGUUGGGUUCAUCAGCUUAAGUGAGUGUUUAUUUUUGGCAGGCGAGGACGGACGAGAAGAUGAAGUACAAGAUGGACCGGAUCCCGUUCCUGGAGGAGCAGAUCAGGAGGAUCCGGGAGAACGGGAACAUCCUGUCAAUGGACAUUGAGAAGAUGAUGCUGUCGGAGGAGAACCGGUUUGACUUUGUGAACCAGGUGGCGGCGGAGGCGACGGCGUACGUUCAGGCGGACCCCGACGAGUACGGCGGGAAGAAGGCCAUCCUGCAUGUCCUCAGCAACCGGAUGAAUGACGCCGGAUUCCCACGCUCUGAGGCGUACGUAGAGAGGGACCCGUUCAAGCCCGGGCCCACCUACCUGAGGGAGGAGCUGUGA
Molecule: messenger RNA, 1747 nt
Organism: Spirodela intermedia
Lineage: Eukaryota; Viridiplantae; Streptophyta; Magnoliopsida; Alismatales; Araceae
Source: the annotation of a GenBank genome assembly